AUGGAAUCGCCGUUGACGGUCCUUCCGAGGGAGCUUACAACGGAGGUUCUUGGACGAGUUGCAUCUUCUUCCAUUGCCGAUCUUUACAAUGCAAAAUUAUGUUGUAAGGAGCUUUUUGGGGCUGCAGAGGAAGAAUAUGUUCACAAGCAGAUAACAUUGGACAAAAUCCCAAUUAUUCAAUGGUCUGAAGAUCGUAAAAUUUCAGACUUUCUCAAUAAGUGUAGACAAAGUAGGAAUCCGGAAGCUCUAUUCAGAAAAGGAGUGGUUGAUUAUUUUGGAGGGAAAGACGUAAGCGACGCAAUUAGAUGCCUUCAAGAAGCUUCAAAAUCAGGGCACUCCGAAGCAUCUUACACCAUGGCUGUAAUCUGGCUGUUUGAAGGAGGUGAAUCGUCAAAGCAGAAAGGCUUGAAAAUGCUUAGCGGAAUGCAGAAGUCGAGAAUUCAGAAGAGGAGGAUCAAGAAUUGUCGAGAGCGGUUGGAAAGCAUCGUGGUCAAUAUAUUAGUUGAUAACGCUUCAAUUUUGAAACAACAACCAACUUGUUGCGUCAUGGGACACCAGAGAAAGAAGAGAAGAUUUUACUGGGGCGAGGAGAUUGACGAAGAUGACAAUAUUGCUUGUGACGCCUGCACUUGCGACGAAGAGCUAACCGCAAUUCGUAAGGCUAUCCGUUGGACAACCACUGCAUACGCAGCAGAAAAUUAA
Molecule: messenger RNA, 702 nt
Organism: Oldenlandia corymbosa var. corymbosa
Lineage: Eukaryota; Viridiplantae; Streptophyta; Magnoliopsida; Gentianales; Rubiaceae
Source: the annotation of a GenBank genome assembly